Mugil cephalus (flathead mullet) is the source of this 4095-nucleotide messenger RNA. RefSeq names its product hemojuvelin BMP co-receptor (gene hjv). Bases 426 to 1703 code for a protein of 425 amino acids. Gene Ontology annotation, molecular function: coreceptor activity. Gene Ontology annotation, cellular component: plasma membrane. Lineage: Eukaryota; Metazoa; Chordata; Actinopteri; Mugiliformes; Mugilidae. The record is from RefSeq and is a predicted model, not a curated record. Gene Ontology annotation, biological process: BMP signaling pathway. The transcript is spliced from 6 exons.
UCAGCUGGAAACGCAGCACAAGGCUCAGAGACCAGGACCCAGGAGGGACGAUCAGAACCUACAGAGUCCUGGUCCGACUCCGAGUCCCGGAGGCUCGUGGACCCGGGACCUUAAGUGUUCUACAGGAUCUGGACUUAUUCCCUGAGGACACGGAGCGACAGCCAGAGAGAACCAGCCGGAGAAAGAAAAACAGACGAGAGUCCAUGUUACAUCAGAGACGGGUCAGGACUGACCACAACACACCAGCCUGGUUCUUCACUUUAACAACGCUGGAAUUUAUAACGUUAAACCCACAAGACGUCGAGCUGAACUUCAUUCUGGUGUCGAUUAGUGAGGACGAGUCUGCAGGUCAUCUGAUGGCUCCUGAAGAAGAAGAAGGUCUCAGCUAACGUCAGACAGACGUCCUGACGUCUUCAUCCUCGCCGAUGGAGGCCGCCGCUGACCAUUUCACGCCGUUACCAUGGAAACGCCGCAUCCACCUGAUGACUACAGUGCUGCUGCUCCAGCUGAGUUUACCUGGAGUCGUAGCUUCUUGUCAGAUCCUGAGGUGUAACUCUGACUUUGUGGCUGCAACGUUGGACCUGGGCAGCAGCAGUGGAGGAGGAGGUGCAGGAGGAGGAGGAGGAGGAGGAGGAGGAGGUGCUGUAGCUCUGAGCAGGGAGGUGGUGAACGCCGGGUACUGCAGCGCCCUGCGCUCCUACGACAUGUGCACCAAGCGGAUGGCGAGGGCGUGCCGCGGCGACCUCGCCUACCACUCCGCCGUCCAGGGCAUCGAGGACCUCCUGAUCCAGCACCGCUGCCCGAGGGCGGGGCCUACGGUCCAGCCCCGCCCCCCACCCCAGGGCACCCUGUCGGGCGACACCUGCCUCUACGAGAGGAGCUUCCUGGGCAGAGAGGGCCGGACGCCCGACUACCUGCACUGCAGCGUGUUCGGAGACCCGCACGUCCGGACCUUCAACAACCACUUCCAGACGUGUGCGGUGCAGGGGGCGUGGCCUCUCAUCGACAACGAGUACCUGUACGUGCAGGCCACCAGCCUCCCAGCCAGGGGGGAGGCGCCCGCCACCGUCCUCACCAAGAUCACCAUCAUCUUUAAGAACUGGCGUCAGUGCAUCGACCAGCAGCUGUACCAGGCCGAGCUGGACAACGUUCCCGCCGCCUUCGCCGACGGCUCGGUGUGGAGCGGCGAGCGGCGGGGCCAGCGGAGUCUGACGGUCCGGACCCAGAGUCCCGGACGCCACGCCGAGAUCCGGGCGUCCCACAUCGGGACGCUGCUGGUGGUCCGCCAGAGCGGGCGCUCGCUCGGCCUCUCGGUCCGGUCGCCCCGCGCCGUCGUGGAGGCCUUCAGCCCCGAGCAGGACCUGCAGCUCUGCGUCUGGGGCUGCCCCCCUUCCCAGAGACUGGACACGCGUCGCCCCCACCCUCCGGACCCGGCGGCCGGCGUCGCCGCCGCGGAGGCCCACUGCUCCGCCCUCCUUCCCGCCCGGGACGUCUACUACCAGGCCUGUGUGUUCGACGCCGUCACCAGCGGAGACCUGAACUCCAGCGCGGCGGCGGCGGUCGGCGCCCUGCAGGACGCGCAGCACAUGAUCUCAGACCGGGGCGGCGUCCACCUGCUGCCGGUCGCCUCCGCCAAACAAGCCACACCCCUCCUCACCCUGCUGCUGCCGCUCGGCAUGCUGGGAACUCUCUGCAGGGUCUGAGGCAGCAGGAAGGACGACUGGUUUAUUAGGAGCCGUGAAGAAGAACUAAUGUUUCUGAUGUGAUGAUGCUGAUGAUGUUUCUAAUGUGACAAACACAUGUUUACGUUAGUUUAAGGACCAGGAACCAGAUAAAAUAAAAAAAGAGAUAAAAUUAGAAAAAAAUUUAAAAGUUUUUUUAAAAAAAGCAAAAGAAUUUUCAAAUAAUUCAGGGUUAAACCUGAACCUGACGCCAUCUUGAGAAUAUAGAAACCACGAUUAUAGAAACUCAUUUUAGUUGAGGGGCCACAUACGUCCCGGUUUAAUCUGAAGAGCUCUGACUAGCAACACAAUAGAAUAAAAAACUAUUAAUAAUAAAUAAUAAAUAAUCUUUUCAUUUGUUUUAAUGCAAAGAAGAACAAUUAAAUUAAUAGAAUUAAACAGAACUGAGACCAGGACUCGAACCCAGACUCACAUAGAAACGUUCUCUUCAUUCACUCGUUCUUCUUUGCACUAAAACAGUUGUCGUUGCCUUUAGGAUAUUUUUCUGUUAUUCUACUCGUCUGCUACAUGACAUUUAUCAGAGACAGAGACGUUUUUACCUGAAGCUACAAACAACACGGUGCAGGAUUCAUUCUGAGGAGACACGGGAUCCUACAUUUCCCAGAAUGCAACCGACCGACCACCAGUGCUGCAGUAACAAAGCCGAUAUUAAGACUCAACCUGAAACUACGAGUGAAUAAACUCUGUGAAGAGUCGCACGUUUAAACGAAGCCUGGUCCCGAGUCUCUCAUCUAGUUCCAGCUGCAGAAUCACAAUGUUUUUAUCAGUAUUCUUUUUUAAACCUGUUAGAUUUCCAGUUUAUUUUUAUUUAUUUCAUUUUAUUUGAAAUGUUUUUUAGUGAUUUAUGUGGAAAUGUGAGUGUUCUACUUCAAAAUAUAAAAAAUAAAAUAAAAUAAUAAAUAUUUAAAAUAUUAAUAUAUGUAUUGAUUUGAAAUAAGCUGCAUUCACCAAGACUAUUUAAAUAAAAAUAAAAUCCUGAUAUAUUCAGAGAUGUAAACCUAUAAAUCCUAAUAAAACUAGUUUUUUUAUUUGUUAAUUAAAUAUUAAUUAUAUUUAUAUUGUGUUCAACACUGAAGUUCAGCCACUUGUUCGUCACAUGUUUUAUAUUUUUAUAAUGUUCUUGUUUCCACUAAAACAAAGGGAAUCAUUGGUUAUAAAUCACAACAUCGACUGAGAACGAAACAGUCUGAGAAUAAAGACGUUUCUUUAACCGACUCAGACGUAAUAAAAGUCACGGAGACGGUUUCUGCUCAUUCGUGUCUGAGCGUCGUCACAGAUGUUGGUUUUUCUUUCCCACCUCGUCCUCGGCUCCUUGUUCAGAAGCUGAGUUCAGGUGAAAGAAUCCGUGUCGCUGGUUGAUCUGAUUCUCUGCGUCACAGAAACAGAAAAGGGUUAAAUGUGUUUCACUUCUUCAGCUCCUUGUUUCUGCAGUAUUUUACAAAGCGAUAAAACCUGAGGAGCUGGACUCGUUUGAGGUUUUUAAAUCUUGUUUUAACUCGGUGUCUCUGCAGGUUUUUACAGAACCUCUGGUGACAAGAGAGUUUUAAUAUAAACGGGACUUUUCCUGGUUAAAUAAAGGCUAAAACCCGCGUUUAGUUCAGGGGCCACAUUCAGCCCAGUUUGAUCUUUGAGCCGAUUCACUUAUAAUUAACUUUGAAUGUUUCUCUUUGUUUUACAGCAAAAAGUUCAUUAUUAAAGUGUUGACAACGAGAUGAACAACGAGACCGUUCGAAGGAAAAAGUGUUUAGUUCCAGGUCUCAGUCUCCUUUUAUAAAACUAAAGUUGUGUGAAACCUUUGGAAUCGUUAUAACUUUGCUGAUUCAUCCACCAGAUCAGAUCAGAUUAAACCUGAUGACCAGAUUAGUGCCGUAGUUUUUAAACGUAGACUUGGGUAAAGUGAUCCUCUGUGUGCAUCAGGCUGGACCAGGAUUUCACCAUUUAUUUCAACAUUUAGCUCUAGUUUCUAUGAGUCUUUCCUCUCCUGGUCUGGACCUUUUGACCUUUGGACCUUUGGACCUUGAGCCUUUUAUUUUCUUAUUUAGAAGCUUUUUAAAAUCUUGAGUUUAUAUCUUGGAUUUUUGAUACUUUCCUUUUUACUCAUUUUUUUCCUUUGCAACAUAAAAACAGAACAAAUAUCACACAAUCAAAUACUAACAUCAGAGAAAUAAAAAGCUGGAUGACUGCGUUAGUUUUUACUGAGACCUGGUCCUGUCGUUCAUUUCUCUCAGUUUUUACUUUGAGGUUUUAUUGCCCAGUUUUAUAUUAACAGAAUUAUUUGUUUAAUUUAUAUUUGUUCUGCUGAGGUUGUUUUAAAUGAGCUUUAGAAAUAAACUUUGACUUGGGAAGAACUCGU